Messenger RNA from Oldenlandia corymbosa var. corymbosa, 720 nucleotides. The record is from the annotation of a GenBank genome assembly. NCBI's taxonomy places the organism in Eukaryota, Viridiplantae, Streptophyta, Magnoliopsida, Gentianales, Rubiaceae.
AUGUACAUGAAGGCAGAUCAGAAAGAAAUCAAGUCACUUGAAUUCAUAUUCAUUGAUGCUCAGGGUAGAAAAAUUCAGGCUACCAUCCCUAAAAGCUUUAUGGACAGGUUUAUCAACUACUUCAAAGAAGGCUGUGUUCGGCAAAUAGCAUAUUUUGAUCAUGCUUUGAACAUUGUUGGUGGUUACCGUUGUUCAAAACACGAAUACAAAAUCGUGUUUGAACCUAACACCAUUGUGGAUACUGUGGAUGCUGUUGUUGAUUUGGAUAUUCCUAACCAUGUGUUUGAAUUCACUCCUUUCGCUGAGAUUUCAAAUUUCAUUGCGAAUUUUGAUUUCUUUUUUGAUGUUAUUGGACAUGUUAUUGGUGUUAGUGAGGCGAUCAUUGAUGGGGAGAAGAAGAGGAUAUCUGUGGAGCUGGAGGAUGAAAGGGCUGACAGGUUGAAGAUCACCCUAUGGAAUGGAAAUGCUGAUGCCAUAUCAGCAAUGAUGGCUGAUCAUCCACUAAUGCCGGUAGUGCUUAUUGUGCAAUAUGUGAAAUGCAAAAAGUGGAAUUCAAGGGCUUCAGUCACCACUAAUAUGUACAAUGGCAGAAUCUUCCUAAAUGACAUGUCUAUGCCUGCAAUUUCUGACUACAAAAUGAGAUUGGAGGAUGUUGAGGAUAAAGAAGAUACCUUUGGGUAUAACUUUAGGUUUUCGUAUAGAUGCUCGCAAGGUAGUUAA